This is a messenger RNA of Suillus subalutaceus, 577 nucleotides long. RefSeq lists its product as uncharacterized. Lineage: Eukaryota; Fungi; Basidiomycota; Agaricomycetes; Boletales; Suillaceae. The coding region runs from base 101 to 577 and encodes 158 amino acids. The transcript has a single exon. The record is from RefSeq and is a predicted model, not a curated record.
AUGGAUGACAAGUCAGCCAGGUGAGACUCGAUCGAACUGUCACUUAUGGGUCGGCUUUUUUGGCUUGUGAACCUUGAACCUCCUGCUCGACCAUACCAUCAUGCACCGCUGCAAUUUUUGCCUCAAAGGCAACUUCCAGAGUGCAAGGGCCGUUAGCCUUCAUAUAAGCUGGACUGUAGCCUGUAAGCAACACAUGGACCAGCUGCGCAACCAUGAGCAAGCCACACAAGAGGCCACACCCAACAAUAACCAACCUGAGGAUGUCUACUUCGAUGGAGACAUACCUUGGGAGUUUGAUGGCCAGGGGGAUGUCAUACUGGAAGGGCCACAAAUACAGGAGCAUUGUGGUGUCCAAGUCGAAGAAGUAGAAGAUGAGGAAAGGAUGUGGAUGCGAUUCAUCCAGUCAUACCCAGGGCAAGUAGCGCAAAUGCUCGGCUGCGCAGAGAGUAUGUUCCAUGACAUCAGAGCCCAACAAGAGGCUCAAGGUCUAGACCCAUGGGCGCCAUUUACGGACGCAGGGGAAUGGGGACUUGUGAAAUGGUUGGUACCCCCGUGUGGGCCAAAAUGCAAUAGAUGA